AAACCUACAUAUGUUUCAAUACAUAAAAACUAUGCUAAUUACAAGACUCCGCCUAUAAAUAUUGUUUAUUUCAACUUGUAAUUUAUUUAUUACGAUGUGUUAGUAAAGUCCUAGUAUUUACAGUCAAAAACGAGAUAAUAACGGGAGUAGAAACAUUUUAACAGAAAGAUUCGGUCGUAGAAUAUACAACAAAUCAUAUAACUAACACUUACUUUAGCUUCUCAAAUUACGAAUGACAAAAAUUAACAUCGCCAAUGUUCGAUAUCGCAAAAUAAUGCAUUGGAAUUAUUUUUCAUGAAUACAUCCUACGGCCGACUGAAACCGAAUCCAAACAUCAAUCAAAUAACGACUAUAAUGGUACAGCAUAAGAUGUUAAAUCCAUUGAAUUAGUUUUAGGUACACAGGAGUACUUACUAAAUUCAUGGUUAAAUCAAAAACAAAAAUAUGAUUCGAACAAUUUUUCUCACUCGUAUUACUUGGCAGCUAGGUACCAAUAGCGGACGGGUAUGGCGCUCUGCGAUUGGCCAAAGUGAUAAGCUGAAAUAUAUUCGCAUGUAUCAUUACAGACGAGAACUUAGGAUUUCAUACAAAUAUUUCAUUUUCAUACAAAUACUCGGUAUGUCUUAGGCAAAACGGCAAAAUUAUGCGUAAAUCCACAGAUAUAAAAACAUCACAUUGCGUAAAACUGACAAUUAUGAACAAGGGACAAGAAACAUUUGCGCUCUGUCUUUUCCAAGUACUUCGUAGUACCUACUAAUUCCAUGGUCUUUUCUUCUGGUGUAUUUCUAAUACGCGUUUCUCUUUCUUCUACGAGCUGAAAGAAGUUUAAAAUUUUCUCUGUCUAUAGUAGCCUGUUUUUAUAUAUUCGGUAUUACCUCCUUGCACGGAGAAUUCAUAAAGAAUAAAUUCAUAACUCUCAUUAGUGUCAUUCACGUCUCAAACAACAUCGAUUUUAAUCUUGGCAUUUACAACUCCUCCCAUACACACACCAAGGACAAAAUGACAAAAAGCACAACAGACGAGUACGGGAAAUCUAGUGAUAGGGGAAGUAAGAGCACUGACAGGAGUUCCGUCAGGGUUCCCAUCCAUUUUAAUGUGCACAAGCCUGGCUUCCACUUCGAGAGCUGCUGUGGUGUUUGCAAUCUGUUCCCAGGGGUGUUGCUGAUCGCUUUCUGCCAAGUUCUGGUCGGGUCUAUCUGUCUGACACUCAUCCUGACACACGGCAAAGUUUAUGAUGAAAUGCAUAGGACUAUGGCGACACAAUUCAUGAGCGUGGCAACGGGGACUAUCCUGAGUGGAGUAACGGGAGCUGGCCUGCUGCUCAUCAUAGUGGCCCUCACGGAGAACUGCAGGGCUAUGCUGGUUUACCUGCUGGUGGCCACAUUUGUGUGGGUUGGAAUUCUCGCUUUGGCCUUAACUAAAAUUUCGUGGGCAUGCGUGCGGUUUAAACAUGCUUCGAAAAUAAAGGAUGAGGAACAUCGGCUAGUGAACCUAGCUUGUGUGAGUGGACUCGUCACUUUCUUCGGAGGCGUUAUGUACUUCUUUUCAUUUAUGGUUGUGUUCAGCUUCUACCACUUCCGGUACGUGCGGCGCGCCAUCUUGCUCCACGAAGCCGAGUGCAAAGAAUAAUUGUAUUUAAUUUUACUUUUCAUUCUUUGAAUCUUUUUCUUUCAAUAAGAGCUAUGCUCAGGUGAAAGUUGUAUUGUAAUUUUGUUAACAGAUCAUUGUGGAUUAAUAUUAUUUAUUAAAAUCUUAUUACAGUUUUAAUAAAAUAAAAUCGUGCUUUGUACUGAAGGUUGAUGACGGUUCCAAAUGACCAAAUUCUUUGAUUGAUUAUAAAUAUAAACGUAGGUAUAGUGUUAAUUAGUUGUGUUUAUUAUUAACAUUUCUAAAUUUUACAAAUCUCUUUUCAACAUCUCGAAGACGGGAAUCAAACAGCUGUUAUAUUUUUAUUUUAUGUUAUGGCUCCAUGUUGAGAGGU
Messenger RNA from Plodia interpunctella (Indianmeal moth), 1981 nucleotides. RefSeq lists its product as uncharacterized. The transcript has 5 exons. The coding region runs from base 1000 to 1629 and encodes 209 amino acids. NCBI's taxonomy places the organism in Eukaryota, Metazoa, Arthropoda, Insecta, Lepidoptera, Pyralidae. The record is from RefSeq and is a predicted model, not a curated record.